GUGAAACAACAACAGAAACGGAGAGACGGGCCUUUGUCGACACUCUCCCUCUCUUAUAAACACACAUCCUACACAACCCCUUUUUCUCCUCGAGAGGUACAACCAUUCAGCAUGUCGAGAGGCAGCUUUGUCUUCACACCCAUGGCCUUACGGUCUCUUGAACUUGACAAGGACAUGCUGGAAAGAGACAAGUACAAGAGGCAGCUUGCUUCCCAUCACUUCAGCAGUUAUAUGCUGAGGAAGGAGGCCGUGGACAGAACAACGCUGACGUCCAGCACUGCUCGGCCACCGACUGUCUGCCAAGAUGUGGUCAUCCAGAACGCUUUGUACACAGGAGACCUGGAGGCUAUGCAACACCUUUUUCCUCGAGGAUCCACAGCGAACCUCAUCAUUGAGCCACAGGGAGGGGACAUGCGCUGGGUUGCCAGAGGGGAAGGACUAUGGUCACUGACUUAUGAGCAGGAGCUGACGACACCACUUCACAUCACAGCCAGUCGAGGUUUCACAGACUGCCUGAGACUCCUGCUGCAACGUGGGGCGAAUAUAGACAUAGCACCUAGUGGCACCACAGCCCUGCACGAGUCCUGUGAAAACUCCCAGCCAGAAUGUACCAAGCUGCUGCUGAUCCACGGUGCCAACGCCAACGCCGUCUCAGAAGAUGGCGUUAUGCCUUUGCAUGUUUGCACAAGCCCUGAAUCCCUUGAAUGUGCCAAAUAUCUGCUUCAGUAUGGUGCAGCGAUCAGUGGUCGCAGUCUAGAUGAAGACGACACUCCUUUACACGUGGCAGCCAGGAACGGCCUCCCAGACCACAUCGAGCUCUACCUGCGCUACGGAGCUGCUGUGGACAAGCAGAACGAUGAGGGUCUCACAGCCCUUAACGCUGCUUGUGCGCAACCCCAGGAGUCUCAGGACCUUCAGCGUUACUUCAAGGUUUGCCAGUUGCUGCUGGGGGCAGGGGCUGACAUCCACAUUAUGGACCAGGACAAGCACACUCCUUUGCACAUGGCCUGUAAGAAUGUAAAUCCAGACGUAGUGGAUCUGCUGCUGGCCCAUGGUGCUCAAGUUAACGAAAUGGACUACGGUGGUGAAGCUCCCAUGCACAACAUCCUGAAGGUGGUGUGCUUCAAGGUUCCCCAUAACCCUGAGAGGAUUGUCCGUGCACUGCUCAACCAUGGCUCUAUCCGGGUGUGGCCCGGUGCUCUACCAAUGGUUAUAAAACACUGCGCAGAGUCUCCACGCACCAUCGAGGUUCUCCUGAACGCCUACAGCCACCUCAGAGUCACAGACACCUGGGCUGAGGCUGUGCCUGAAGAGGCGUUUAAGGCACACAAAGAGUUCUUCGAGUCGAUCCUCUCCUUGGCAAUGACUUCUCGCUCCCUGCAGCACUUGGCACGCUGUACGCUCAGGAGCUUCCUGAGUGGCCGAGUGCACAAGGUGGUCCCAAAACUGGAUCUGCCCACGUUCAUCAAGAACUACCUGCUCCUGGAGUACAGAGGAUAUGUCCACUGAAAGUACUUUGUGUGAUCUAAGUCAGAGAGAGGCCUGAUUGUGAUGAGAGUGCUGCUAAGUGAGGAGUUAAAAUACUAAGUAUCAUAAAUGAUGAAGUGCAGCAGUAUUUAUUGAAUGUUUAGGACAUUUUCUGCCACAUAAGCUUUUCAGAAGCAGUUGCUUGGCUUCCGCUACUUUUAUUCUGUAACCGUUUCAUCACAGUAACAUGUUUGAAUUUGCACCACAAGAGGGAGCUAUAGACUAGAGUUGAUGAAGUAUACAGGAGGUAAGCACUUGUGUGUUUUAUAUUGCUUUUCAUUUUUUUUGAUUUAUUUUAGUUUUUUUUACUUCUGCAUUUGAUCCUAAAGAGGCUUUUAAUUUUAUACAUAUUGUUUGUCACAUGUUAAUGGGAAUACUUUCAGUAUUUUUGUGUUGUGGCUUUCACUGUAGAUUCCCAGCAAAUAUUUGCAUAAACAGUGUUUCCCACCGAUAAGAUUUGGAGAUUUAUGUCAAAAUUAAGCUUGAUUAAAAUAAAAUAAAAUAUUCCACCAUG
Messenger RNA from Acanthochromis polyacanthus (spiny chromis), 2041 nucleotides. RefSeq names its product ankyrin repeat and SOCS box containing 10 (gene asb10). Gene Ontology annotation, molecular function: protein binding. Gene Ontology annotation, cellular component: ciliary inversin compartment. The coding region runs from base 112 to 1509 and encodes 465 amino acids. Gene Ontology annotation, biological process: intracellular signal transduction; protein localization to ciliary inversin compartment. The record is from RefSeq and is a predicted model, not a curated record. NCBI's taxonomy places the organism in Eukaryota, Metazoa, Chordata, Actinopteri, Pomacentridae. The transcript has 5 exons.